CACCCAUUCACUCCUCACUCACCCACUCAAUCACUCCCCCACUCCUCACUCACUCACUCACUCCCCCACUCUCUCCCCGCCCACUCCACUCCCCGCCUCAGGCCCACCGGGCGCAACAAAUGGAGCGAGGUGAGGGAGGUCGAGGUGAGGGAGGUGAGGGAGGGCGAGGUGAGGGAGGUGAGGGAGGUGAGAGAGGGCGAGGUCGUGAUGGGCUCCACCCCGGGCUCCUCGGAGCCCGACUCGGACCUCCUGCGGGCCUCGUUCCCCGUGGGCGAGCCGGUGGACUUGUGCCACGGACUCUCGGUGCUCAUCAGCAGUCCGGACGCGAGGGUGCGACCCGUCUACCGCACGCUGCCGGCCAGAAGACUGAUCCAAGCCCCGAGGCCUGGGAAUCUCUCCCUGAAGAACGACAGCCAUGGGAACUUGGUGGUGAGUUGGGAAGUUCCCGACCUGACGCCCAUCUCGAGACUACCGAGCAGCCUGGUGUACAACGUGUGCAUGACGGACCGCGUGGGCACGAUUUGUAUCGAGAGGAAGGAACCCAUGGCGUUCAUGGACAAUGAGAAGGUGCACCACAUCGCGGUGCAGGCCCUGCUGUGUGACAGCUGGGACGGCAUGGGGGACACCAAGAAGUGCUGGGAUCACCGCAGCGAGUGGCAGCACCUCGUGAUCCCAGCGCGGACGCACGAGGAUGAGGAGGGGCAGGAGCCGCUCGUCGCGAUGGCGCUCGUCGCUCCGGUCAUCCUCGUCUUCCUCAUCCUGUGCCUCGGCGUCAAGUACAGAUGGAUGGUCAAGGCCCACGUUUGGCCUCGAGUCCCUGGGCCCUGCGACCUCCUCCUCGACCUCAAAGUCGGCAAGGAGCAGCAGCUCGCACAGGCCCCCACGUGCCGCGUGCCGGAGGAGAUCUUCUCCAGCGUGGAGAUCAUCUCCGAGUGCCAAUCCUCGGAGGCCGCCCGACAACCGCUCAUCCCCUCCAUCGCCACGGCUCCACCACCACCACCUCCUCCUCCGUCCGCUGCCUCCGUGGUCGUCGUGGCGGCGGCGGCGGUGGCGGUCACGGUGGUCACGUGUGCCGGGCCGCUCGCCGCCGGCUCUGACUACUGCUCGCUGGCCCAGGCCAACGCGGGCACCUCGGCGUGGCGACCGGGAUGAGGCCUCGCUCCAU
This is a messenger RNA of Lethenteron reissneri (Far Eastern brook lamprey), 1165 nucleotides long. RefSeq lists its product as uncharacterized. NCBI's taxonomy places the organism in Eukaryota, Metazoa, Chordata, Hyperoartia, Petromyzontiformes, Petromyzontidae. The record is from RefSeq and is a predicted model, not a curated record.